Molecule: messenger RNA, 3561 nt
Organism: Lytechinus variegatus (green sea urchin)
Lineage: Eukaryota; Metazoa; Echinodermata; Echinoidea; Temnopleuroida; Toxopneustidae
Exons: 4
Coding region: 698-1900 (400 amino acids)
Source: RefSeq, a predicted model, not a curated record
GGGCACGUUAAGAUGCAGACAGAAAGCAUCCGAGAUCAGUGAUCACAAUGCUUGCGGAAUAUUCGUCUUUGAACUUGAUUUGCCUCUAGCAGAACGCAACGAGCUAAGCGUAUAUGCAUAGAGGCAUGACUUAAAACACGAUAGAUGAGCGUCAUAGGAAACACAUGAAUUGAAUUGUACUGAAUUAGGGAUGAUUCUCAACCCUCAACCAUUUUGCAGUUAGAAGUUGGAUUUAUCUCCAGUUAGAAUUGUAAGAGGAUCUAGCGGGUGUGUUGUCUUGAUUUCAUCGUCUCAGAGUUUAGGUGACCUUUGUUCCGUUUCGACGAUUACCGGGAGCACAUCAAUGAGUGAAGGUUGCUUCUGAGUUGCGGCCAAGGUUAAUCUUAUCUAAUUGAUGUUGGUGGAAGUUCUUCAAGAUUGCUUUCAGAUUGUAAGAACUCAAGAUGGCGCUCUUUCAUAUCAUCAAGUCUCUGAAGCCAAGAUGACCUGACUAAGAUGGUACCCCGUCAGAGCAAGACCAUGAAGACAAACAGAUUUACAAUCCACUAUACGGUAUACUUUUUUUCGCUGAUGUUCAUGUGAAAUUUGAGCGUGCUGUAUUGACCGCCAACUGGAAAAGCAAAACGCGAUCGAUGUUACAGACAUUACGGGGAAUUGCCGACUUUGAUUCUCCAAAGGGUACGGAAAGAUCAUCCAAAUGAUCAGCAAAUUCGCUAAUCUACCCCGUCAGCACGUUAGCCAGCACUAUCACAUCCACCCUAGACCCCCAUCCCACACCCACAAUCAACACUACCACAACCGCCAUCAGCACCACCACAGUAACCACACCAAUCACUUCCGCGACAUGAAUCUGUCACCAAGCAACGUCGACGGCCCGAAGGCCCUCAACAGCCACAACGGCAGUAACAACGUCAGCAAUAGCGGUGGAAACAGCAGCAAUGACGUUGAACUCAUGAUGGAGUUGCCGCCGGCGUCGCCAAUUUCACAAUCCAGUCACGUCAGUCACGCAACCAUCCAUCGGUCAGUCAGUCAAACGAACAACGGCGUCAACGGCAUUAACGGAGUUGGGAGCGUCAUCCAGGGACGUUCGUCGCGUCUUGCCAGCGCUACGGACGACCUCACGACCAUGCAUAAACCACAUAGCCUCAGCCUUUCCCGCGCUACACUCACAAGUAAGGAAUUCGGUGUGGAGAAGUCUCUAACCGCCAUGGGAAUCCUAGCUCUCAUUGCCAUCAUCAUCACCUCUCUCUCCAUCGUCUUACUGAUUCAGUUUAACUCGAUGCAAAGCCAGUUAUUGACUGAUGGUGCCGUAGAAGGAGUCACCGGUACUAGAUGGUAUUCAGACAUUUUAGACUCAGGUGUUGUUCUUGUUAGCUUUUGUCUCAUGCUGAACUUAUGUUGUGUGGUCGUCUGUACAGGACAGAGCUAUUUUACGGCGAAAAUGUUGAAGCUACCUCAAGGUGAAGAAAGAUCCUGUGACUUUCUAAAGAAUACCUCCGGAACACGGUUCUUGGCUGUGUGCUCCUUCUUUGUUUCCAUACCCAUCUUCCUCGUCGCUCUCAUGCUUUAUAUUCUCCUUGAGUUCCGGACAAUACCCGCCACCGUGUCUAGCGCCCUCAUCGGAUUAGCCAUCCUUUUCAUGGUCUUCAGUUUUGGGCACAAUGUACAUCUGUGGCAACGCGAGCAGUCUUUGAUCAACAAGCGACACGCACCACCACCGGGUGUCUUUACCGGUUUGAAUGGAGGUCCUUUUCACAACCAACGCCAGCAGUAUUCAAAUAAAAACAACCAUCACACGGACCAUGAUGGACACCGAUUCGCUUACUCAAAUCACGUGACAGAUAGCGGCGAUACUGCUAUCGAUCCGUUGAGUGUCAGUAAUUUAUCGACGCUCGUCUGACGGUGACUUACCAAACCAAGCCCAGGACUAACUUCCACAACUUCAUCUUCCAAAUAUUUCCUAAAAAGAGUUAUACCAAGAGAUUAAAGUAUAUUUUACAUAGUACCUUGAUGAAUCUAUGUUCGUAAAUAUGGACAACCUCCCUGACAACCGCAAUUAGUGUUGUUGUCAAAGACCCUAUAAUGUAACCCCACUCGAGGAUUGGACAUUAUCAUAUUAACUCUGUUUGGCAUACUUGAACAGAAAGCAGCUAAAAGUCAGUGACAACAGAUUUCUUUAUAAGUUAACCGAUGAAAAAUGUAAGCACUAAUAACCUCUUUGCUAUUGAUUUGAAAAAGGAAAAGGCGAGGCAUUGCAUGAUAGUUCUGUUAGAAAAUCAUAUUGAAGAUAGAAAAGUUAUCCAUAAUCAUUUUAUUGAUAUGAAAAAGAAAUCAUUUUAUCUGCAUUGAGCUCAAGUUUACUGCACCUUUCUUUCGUCAUCAUUAUUGUUGCUUCUUUAUUUGAUCAUAUCCAAACACUUUUUUAUCCAAUCUGUUUAGCGUUACAUGGUAAAUAUUGCAUUAUGAUAAAGCUAAAAAAAAUACACCUAUUUAAAAUUAGUGCUCGUAUGAAUGCAACAAAGGUUUGUACGAAAAUUAUAAACGUUUCAUAAAAUCUCACUUCUUCACCACUGCGGAGUCCGAUCCUUCAUGCCGAUUUAUUUUCAAAUUAUUGUGACGUUACGCGAUUUUGGAGGGUCACAUGAUACUGACCACACCCACCACUGGCUGCGGUCUAUAAAAUCAAAGUAUUUCUUGGCUUGGUUUGGUAGAGUCCACGUUUCUUGUAGAUAGUAUUAGUAUUCUCUUAAUACUACAUUUAAUGUAGAUAACCAAGGCCUCCGCAACACAAAGGCUUGCGAUCAAAUACAGAUUUGAAACAACAAUUUUGAUUUGUAUAGUAAAUAAUCUUUAGAAAAGGUGCGCAUGCAACGUUGAUCUUUAUUUGUUAUGUAUUGCAAGUUUGCGAUUGAUCGCUACUUUCAUGUUGCGGAGCACAGGGCCCUGUCUUACAAAUAUUUGCGAUUGAUAUUCAAAUCAUUCUCAAAUUUCGAUUGAUAUAAAUUUGUAUAGAUAAGGAAUAUGAAUUAACAGAUCAAUCGCAAUUUGAAUUUGAUUGAAAUCUAUCGUUACUCUUUGUAUGAGCCGGGAGUCUUGUCCACGUUUUGUAAGGGUGUGAUUAACUCAAACAAUGGGAAGCCAGAAAUAUCAUAAUUCAUCAAAAAUUCCAUAGGGGGCGUUUCAUGAAAGAACAUGUCGGUCGUUUUAUUCGACAAGUCCCAAAUUAUCCGAUAGUUAUCAUAGCAACAGCGCUUCUGAGGUAAUCAAAAUCAAGUAAAGUUGUCAGAUCUGACAACUUGUCGGACAAAAAUGUUGAUGAAACGCUCCCCUGAUCGAAUUUGUCUCGUGAGAGACAAGUUAAAGUGUCAAGGUAAACUUACGCUCGCUGUGCGUUACUGGUUUUCCAUCGUUGAGAAUUAUCUGCCUCAUGUUCAAACGAGUCCUAAUCGUUUAAUGAAAUUACUGUGGUGUUAUGAAUUAUUAUAAUGGGUGAUUCCAAUGGGAUAUUCCGGCUAAAUUCCACAAUCUUCUAAAUUCUGUAUUGAAAUCAGGUCACCGGGU